Molecule: messenger RNA, 420 nt
Organism: Cajanus cajan (pigeon pea)
Lineage: Eukaryota; Viridiplantae; Streptophyta; Magnoliopsida; Fabales; Fabaceae
Source: RefSeq, a predicted model, not a curated record
AUGGCCUCCGCCGACAAAACGAAGCCCUCCUCCGCGCUCUCGCCCCUCGUAAGCGUCGUCGUUUUGGGCAUCGCCUUCAUUCACAUCUCCACCGUCUUCGUCUUCAUCGACCGUUGGUUCGGCCUCCUCUCCUCCCCUGGCAUCAUGAACGCCGCCGCCUUCACCGCCCUUGCCGCUGCUUGCGCCUUCACCUACCGCGCCGCCAUUCUCACGGAUCCGGGUCGGGUCCCCUCCACCUACGCCCCUGACGUCGAAGAUGUCCACAGUCUCGUCCACGAGAUCAAACGCAAGGGUGGAGAUUUGCUCCCUGACUUGGCCUGCUUCUCCUCCAAACUCCGGCACCGAUCCGCGAGGAGCGGAGCGCGUGAACUUGUCUCUCGCUGCAACUCAUCGAAGUCACCGGAGCCGGCUUGGGCCUAA